ACACGCUCCUGUAAGCCGGGAACUUGUGUACUGCAGUGCAGCAUGACCAUCGCAGUACUAACCCGAUUUUCCAGGUUGUACGGAGGACGCUGUUCGACGAGAAACUCGGCGCGCAAUAUACCAUGGGUUGGUAGGCAUACGUCUCAAACAGCUGGCAUCUUGUCUUCAACAAAGGUGUUGGGCCGCCAUGUGUCUGGGACUCCAUCAAAUGCUUCAACUGCACCAACAACCUGGGUCGACCGCCUUCCACCCAAAAUUCGACCUUACCUCAACUUAAUAAGAAUAGACAAGCCAAUUGGGACCUUAUUGAUGUUUUACCCUUGCGCAUGGUCCAUAACCAUGGCCUCAUAUGCCUUAGAGGCACCAUUAACGACACCUCUGACAUAUCUCGGCCUAUUUGGACUUGGAGCAGUGGUCAUGCGGGGUGCAGGUUGCACCAUCAACGACAUGUGGGACAAAAAUUUAGACAAAGCCGUAGAGAGAACACAAAGUAGACCACUUGCUAAAGGUGUCAUUAGCCAGAGACAGGCGCUGGUGUUCUUAGCUGGACAGUUGUCAGUGGGAUUGGGAGUCUUGUUACAGCUGAAUUGGUACAGCAUCCUCCUUGGAGCUUCAUCUAUGUCUUUGGUGACCGUAUACCCGCUCAUGAAAAGAAUCACCUACUGGCCGCAAGUCGUACUAGGGCUCACCUUCAAUUGGGGGGCUUUGCUGGGCUGGUCUGCCGUUGCCGGGGCAGUCGAUUGGAGUGUUUGCCUCCCUCUAUACGCAGGCGGAGUGUGUUGGACUCUUGUAUAUGACACUAUAUAUGCACAUCAAGACAAAACAGACGACGUGAAUGCUGGUAUCUACUCCACUGCUCUGCUUUUCGGAGAGCAGACCCGUCCGAUCCUCGGCGCGCUCUCGGCAUCAUCUAUCUCUUUGAUUGGUCUUGCAGGCGUUCUCAACGCUCAUGGGGUACCAUUCUAUCUCGGCCUCGGUCUCGGGGCUGCGCAGCUUGCACGCGUCCUUUGGAAAACAGACCUUGAGAGUCGACUGAGUUGCUGGCAAGGAUUCGUAGGAUGUGGUUGGUCUGGAUUUUGGAUAUGGACGGGAGCUCUGGCAGAUUAUACACUUCUGACUUCAGGUCUUAUAUGAAGGUUGUCUGCUCGAAAUGUCAAAAUUCGAGCAGUGGGUAAGAGUCUGCCAGAAGCACCAGUGCAAGUGACUGUUGAUUUGGCUUUCUACAGUCAGCAUCUGCGCCUCAUUCCUCGUCAAAUUCCUCAUUCAUGUGGUGUCAAGUCUUGCUUCACCCAAGUUGAAAUAGAUUCAAUAUCGAUUUUUCUAGCUGCUUAGUUAGGGAUCGGAUACUUUUUUUUGGAAAUUUUCGGAGAUGGACGACCCAAAGAUCUUGACUACUUGUCCGGGCUCUUUCUUCACUGUUAGCUAUGGCCUCCACCUCAUCUAGCAUUGUGUUCGACGAUAUCUUCACGAUUGAUGCCAUCGACAAGGAUGGCAAAAAAUUCGAUCGAA
Molecule: messenger RNA, 1509 nt
Organism: Suillus discolor
Lineage: Eukaryota; Fungi; Basidiomycota; Agaricomycetes; Boletales; Suillaceae
Product: 4-hydroxybenzoate polyprenyl transferase
Exons: 6
Coding region: 43-1134 (363 amino acids)
Biological process (GO): ubiquinone biosynthetic process
Cellular component (GO): mitochondrial inner membrane
Molecular function (GO): 4-hydroxybenzoate polyprenyltransferase activity
Source: RefSeq, a predicted model, not a curated record